CUUCAUUUUAGUGAGAGAAAAAUUAUUUUGUGUUCCAUUAAUAUCAUUUUGUGUAUAGAAAAUAUUUAUAAUAUUUUCUAAAUAUUAUUAGAAAUAUUUUCUAUAGAAAUAUACAAGAUUAUUAUUAUCCCAAAUUUUAAUCUUUAUAUUUUAUACUACUAUAAUCUUUACUAGCAUAAAGAUUGUGGUAGACUCCGGCGUUGUUCGUGUGUCAAAGUUGGAGACCGGACGCUUGAACGGUUACGUUUGCACUUUCAACGCUCUUCCUACGACUUCUUCGUUUUAACUGCUUACGGAGAAAGAAAGAAAUUUUUUUUAACUGCAUAUUUUUAUUUUUUAUUUAUGGGUCUGCAUUUUCUGCUUCGACUAUCUUAAAGAACCAUUCUUUUCUGGUAAAAAAAUUGAAAGAUUUUGUGCACAGGGAUCUUCAGAGGGAAGCAGAGAAAGAGCAGCUCGUCUUUAGCUAACCUUCAAGUAACUGUGGCCAAGAAAGAGAGCUAUAAAGUUGUUUUCUUUUUGCUUUAGCAAGAAAAGAGAGUUUUUUUUCCUUCUUCUUGUUUGUGGAAUCUUGGCUAGCCACCAAACCCAGAAAGAAGAAAUUAAAAUAAUGGAUGCUUAUGAAGCAACAAAAGUGGUUUUUCAGAGGAUCCAAGGUCUUGAACCAGAACACGCAUCUAAGAUCAUGGGGCUUCUUCUGAUACACGACCAUGGCGAAAAGGAGAUGAUUCGUCUGGCUUUUGGGACUGACUCAUUGCUUCAGUCUGUAAUUGUGAAGACGAAGAUGGAGCUUGGCCUUUCAACUCCCAACACCUCCCCUUCCACUCCUUCUUCUCCUUCUCCUUUCAGAAGCUCCGUUUCCGUCCCGUUUUCCAGGCAGAGUUCGUCUUCCUCGGCUUGCUCCGGCCGGAUUCCGUCGCCGUUGAGCAUAAAUACCCAGUCUUCUACUUCCUCUUCUUGGGCUACUUUGAGCCCUACUACUGCUAAUGGAGCUCCGCCUUUCUCCUCUGCUUCCCUGUCUUCUUCGUCCUCCAUGAACUCCGCCGCGCCUCCAUUCUACGCCGGCGCCGGCGGAGAGGUGGAUUUGAUCGACGAGUUUCAGCUGCAGGAUCAGCUUUCUUUCCUCAACGAUGGGUCGCCGAAGUUGGCCCGGACGAGAAGCUCGGACAUCUUCUACCCACAGCAAGAUUUGGGCUUGAACGGCGGAGACUCCGCCCAUUUCUACGGCGGAUGGGGCCCUCACCGGAGGAGCUGCUCGGUGAACGACGUUUGUUUGGGUUCCGACGAGCCGAACUGCGGGUUCGGGUGGAAGCCCUGCCUGUACUACGCCAGAGGGUUCUGCAAGAACGGCACCAGCUGCCGGUUUCUUCACGGCGAUGUGGGCCCGGACGGAGGAAUGGUGGGGUCUCCCAGCAAGUUGGAGAUGAUGGAGCAGUGUCACGAGCUUCUCAGAUCCAAGUCUUCCUCCCACCACCACCACCACAACCACCGUCUCGCUGCCGCAUCUCAGCUCAUGUCCUCCUCUGGCUUCCCUUACUCCCCUGUUUCACCCAACAAAUGCAUGGAUUUCCUCCUCCAGCAGCAAGUUGAGAGCCCAAGAGGCGCCGGAGCAUUGAUGAUGGGUGAUGAUGUUCAUAAGUUUAGCCGGGCCCGGUUCGAAAGAGGAGAUCUUGGGAUGAAUUUUGGAGCAAAUAAUUCAAGUUCAAGGCAGAUUUACUUGACAUUUCCAGCAGACAGUACUUUCAAGGAAGAAGAUGUGUCCAACUAUUUCAGCAAUUAUGGACCUGUUCAAGAUGUGAGGAUACCAUACCAGCAGAAGAGGAUGUUUGGGUUUGUGACAUUCAUUUAUGCAGAGACUGUUAAAAUCAUUCUUGCCAAGGGGAACCCACAUUUUGUCUGCGAUGCUCGGGUUCUCGUGAAGCCCUACAAAGAGAAAGGAAAAGUCCCCGAGAAAUUCAGGAAGCAACACCAACAAGAGCAAAUGGAGCGCGGGGAGUUCGGGCCUUUGGACGCCCGAGACCCAUAUGAUCUCCAGAUGAGGGCAAGGGCACUGUACCCCUCCUCCCAGGACAUGUUGUGGAGGAGAAAAUUGGAAGAACAAGCGGAUUUGCAGCAAGCCAUUGAAAUGCACAGCCGGAGACUCAUGAAUCUGCAGCUUCUUGAUGUGAAGAGGAACAGUCAUCACCGUGCAUUUUCCACCGGAUUCUCCCCAGCUCUGGAGAAUGGUUAUGCUGCUAAAAUGGUAAAUCAAGUCACUGCCGUGGGGACUGAAAAGGAAUUUGAGCCGAAUGAAAAUGUCGCCGAAAAUGAGAAAGAAACGACGAAAUAUGAUGAAAGCGGUGACUACAAAGACACCAAGGGUGAAACUGAUUUACCAGAAAGUGUGGAACAUUCGCUCCCGGAUAAUCCAUUUUCAUCUCCUAAAGCGGGGGCAAAUUCGUCGGCGUCUGCUUUCUUGAGCAGUAGUGACUUUGGGGAAGCCGAGAAACCGCCGUCUUCUUCGGGUAACAUGGUCAUCAAGAACACCAACAAUCUGAUCCCUUCUUCACCAUUGUUUCCACCAUCUGCUGCUUCACUUGACAUAACUCCAUUGAAGGCUUGUUACCUUGAAGUUGCCAGGUUUUCGUCAGGGGCCAUUGGAAUGUAACAAGAAAGACAAUCAAAUUAGGCUUCCUUAGAUUAGGAAGUAAAGAAGACCCACCCAUUCAAGUUUUAACCACAAUCACCACCACCACCGCAACCACCGCCGUCUCCGCCGUUUUGUGACCAAGUAACACCACCAGUCAGUCAACACACAUAUCACUACUAAUACAAAUUUGCAUACAUAAAUGAAGUAAAAACCAAACCAAACAAAAAAAAAGGUGGGACCCAACCAUUCUCUCUUGUUUUCCUGUCACUGUAAUCUCUCAGUCUCUUUCCCAUCUCUAUGUAGCUGAGGCUUUUGGUUGGACCACAGGUUGUAAAGGGAAAUAUUUACUAUAUAUAUUUUUAAUAGUUAUAGGUGAAAAUGAUGCAGUAAAAAAAAGAAUUCAGAGAAGGGGGGGGGAUGAAGAUAUAAAUAUAUAUAUAUAUAUAUAUAUAUAUAUAUAUAUAUAUUACUGUAUUAAUUAAAGUGUAAUGAGAGUCUUUCUUGCUUAUAUUGGCACUUGGACUGUAAUUUAUAUCCCCCACAUGGAAACCAGUGUAUAAUGAAGAAGAUUCAAAGGUAACAAAGUUAGAUUUGUGUACUUUAUUUUAGGGGAAUUACAUGUACAGAGAGGGAGAGAGGAGGGGGGGAGAAGAAGAAUGAUGAAAGAUUGAAAGGUGAUUUUUAAUGUAACUUUGUGUGCCUCAGAGGGCUUUAAUGUAACUUUAUUUACUUGCAUGUGGAAAGGUUAAAUGAAGGUCAUGACUAGUA
This is a messenger RNA of Cuscuta campestris, 3394 nucleotides long. The record is from the annotation of a GenBank genome assembly. Lineage: Eukaryota; Viridiplantae; Streptophyta; Magnoliopsida; Solanales; Convolvulaceae.